Schistosoma rodhaini is the source of this 477-nucleotide messenger RNA. Lineage: Eukaryota; Metazoa; Platyhelminthes; Trematoda; Strigeidida; Schistosomatidae. The record is from the annotation of a GenBank genome assembly.
AUGGAAAUAUCGGCAUUCAUAGAGAGGUUAUUUAGACUAGUUCUCGUAACAUUAGCAACGCGAUUUAGUUCCUUAAACUGGUGCUGUGAAAAUUCAUUUGGAUCAAUUUCGAGCGUUCACUCAUCAAGUCCUUUUCUAAUGCCCAGAAUAUGCACACUAAACUAUUUCAUUCUCUGCUCAGGAGUUGUCAUAACUAUUGCUCUGAUAUUCCUUGUUAGGUCGAACCAGUUGGAUGAGAAACUUUUUCCUUACUCAAAGAGGUUUAAUGGUUCAGCUUGCGUAACGAAGGAUGGGAAAGUAACAUGUACAGAAGGUACACAUCAAAGUUUGUCAGAUUCAUUUCGUCGCUUUAUGAUUUUUAAAUGUUCACUAAUUCUAUUGGCACUGUGCAGUCUUGCUAUAAUUCGUCACAGGCAUAAGCGUUUAGACAAAAAACUAAUGCAGAAAGUCAACUUCCAGAUUGCAGCUGGUGUCUAG